Messenger RNA from Emiliania huxleyi CCMP1516, 297 nucleotides. RefSeq lists its product as hypothetical. Bases 1 to 297 code for a protein of 98 amino acids. The transcript has a single exon. Lineage: Eukaryota; Haptophyta; Isochrysidales; Noelaerhabdaceae. The record is from RefSeq and is a predicted model, not a curated record.
AUGGUGCUGGGCCACGUGGACUGCGCGAGCGAGGGAGGCGCCGGCGCGCUCUGGGUGGUUCGCUGGGAGGGGUCGGAGGAGCUCUUCCGCGUCGCUCGCCGGCACCUCUGUCGGCUGCACCACGACACCUCGAUAGCACCGCGCGCCGUGCCGGAGUGGCGCCAGAUGCCGCCGCCGCCCGAGGAGCGCGCCUUCACCUGGGGCGCGCCGCCAGGCAAGCUCGAGGGCGUGCCCGCGAGCCAGGUGCUGUUUGGGCAGUACGCAAACGAGCUGCAGCGCUCCAACCCGAUCUGGUGA